CUCCAGGCUGCCUCACUGGGUGUCUUGUCUUCUGUCUUGGCUAUCUCAGGUCUAUUCCAGGAAGGUUCCUCCACUGGCUGUGAACAAGGUUUCCUUCACUGUUCAAGCAGAGGAGUGCUUUGGUCUUCUUGGCCUCAAUGGAGCCGGGAAAACUACCAUUUUCAAGAUACUGACUGGGGAAGAGUCUAUCACCUCUGGGGACGCCUUUGUCAACAGCAUCAGCCUCAGCUCUGACUUGAGGAAGGUGCGACAGUGGAUCGGCUACUGUCCCCAGGUUGAUGCCCUGCUGGACCACAUGACGGGCAAGGAGACGCUGGUCAUGUUCUCCCGGCUCCGGGGUAUCCCUGAGCGUCACAUCAGCUCCUGUGUGGACCAAAUUCUUGAUGACUUGCUCAUGUACACGUACGCCGACAAAUUGGUGAGGACCUACAGUGGCGGCAACAGGCGGAAGCUGAGUGCCGGCAUUGCCCUGCUGGGAGAGCCUGUGGUCAUCUUCCUGGACGAGCCAUCCACUGGCAUGGACCCUGUGGCCCGGCGUCUGCUCUGGGGCACUGUGGCACGGGCCCGAAAGUCCGGCAAGGCCAUCAUCAUCACCUCCCACAGCAUGGAGGAGUGUGAAGCCUUGUGCACCCGGCUGGCCAUCAUGGUACAGGGUCAGUUCAAGUGCCUGGGCAGCCCACAGCACCUCAAGAGCAAGUUUGGCAGCGGCUACUCCCUACGGGCCAAGAUCCGGAGUGACGGGCAGCAGGAGACACUGGAGGAGUUCAAGGCGUUUGUGGGCCUGACCUUCCCAGGCAGCGUCCUGGAGGAUGAGCACCAAGGGAUGGUCCAUUACCACCUGCCUGGCGAUGACCUCAGCUGGGCGAAGGUGUUCGGCAUUAUGGAGCAAGCCAAGGUGACAUACAUGUUGGAGGACUACUCAGUCAACCAGAUCUCCCUGGAGGACAUCUUCCUGAGCUUCAGCUGCCCUGUGCCCCCUGCCCAAGGGAGUAACAGACAAGAGAGGGCCAAGCCCGCAGACCUCGCGUUUCCCAGUCCACCUCUCUCUCCCUCUUCUUCCCAGCGACCGUCUCCACCUCCCACUCCACCCCCUACUCCAUGUUCCUCUCAGCAUUUCUCCCAGCCUCUCUCCUGGCCUCCCACUCCAAUUCCCUUCAGUUCUUCAUCCCAGCCACCGUCUCUGCCUCGCUCUCCACCUGCCUCCCAGCCUCCCUCACCACAUCCCUCAAAGACUGCCUUGCUGUAAUAAAGAGUUCCCUGUGCCAGGUUA
Molecule: messenger RNA, 1270 nt
Organism: Odocoileus virginianus texanus
Lineage: Eukaryota; Metazoa; Chordata; Mammalia; Artiodactyla; Cervidae
Source: RefSeq, a predicted model, not a curated record